AUGUGGGGCUGCAACGUGCCCAAUGGGACUGUGGGCAGCGCGGACCUGCCACUGUGCCGGGACCUGCCGCUGGCCCUUUGGGCGCUCUCGCUGCUCUACCUGCUGGUGGGCCUGCCCCUGGGCUUGGGCUACAACGCGCUGCUGGUGCUGGCCAAUCUGCACAGCCGGCGCAGCAUGAGUAUGCCUGACGUCUACUUUGUUAACAUGGCUGUGGCGGGGCUGGUGCUGAGUGCCCUGGCGCCCGCCUACCUGCUGGGGCCGGCGCAUGCGCGCUGGGCACUGUGGCGGCCGAGCAGCGAGGCCCAGGUGGCGCUGCUGAGCCUGUUCCACGUGUCCGCCCUGGUGAGCAUGUACUCGGCCGCCCUGCUCAGCCUGGACUGCUACAUCGAGCGCGCACUGCCUCGCACCUACAUGUCCAGCGUCUACAACACCCGCCACGUGUGUGGCUUCGUCUGGGGCGGAGCGCUGCUCACCAGCUUCUCUUCACUACUCUUCCACAUCUGCAGCCACGUAUCCACGCGCCUCGCCGAGUGCGCAGAGAUGCGCAGCACGCAGGCCGCCGACGCCAUCAUGGUGCUGGUGGGCUACGUGGUGCCCGCCUUGGCUUCCCUGUACGCACUGGCGCUCAUUGCCCGGCUACGCAAGGAGAACACGCCGCUCAGCCGUGGUGACGUGGGCUGGCUGGACCCCACUGCCCACCGGCUGCUGGGGACCACCGUGGCAACACAGCUGGGGCUCUGGACACCGUACUACCUGACCCUCCUGGGGCAGGCCCUGGUGGCUGCGCGGGGAAGGCCUGUGGAGGAGCAAUACGCGGGGGUCCUGCCCCUCGCCAGAGACCUUGCCCGGCUCCUGGCCUUCUCCAGCAGCUCGGUGACGCCACUGCUUUACCGCCACAUGGACAGGAGUUUCCCCAGCAAGCUCCGCCGGCUGGCCAAGAGGCUGCGGUGUGGGUCACAACACUGCAUUCACGACCAGGUGGGCCAGCAGCAAGUAGCGGCCUAG
This is a messenger RNA of Elephantulus edwardii (Cape elephant shrew), 1005 nucleotides long. RefSeq names its product G protein-coupled receptor 146 (gene GPR146). NCBI's taxonomy places the organism in Eukaryota, Metazoa, Chordata, Mammalia, Macroscelidea, Macroscelididae. Bases 1 to 1005 code for a protein of 334 amino acids. Gene Ontology annotation, biological process: G protein-coupled receptor signaling pathway. Gene Ontology annotation, molecular function: G protein-coupled receptor activity. Gene Ontology annotation, cellular component: membrane. The record is from RefSeq and is a predicted model, not a curated record. The transcript has a single exon.